AUGGCGGAUGGCGGCGGCGCGUUUGGCGCCGAGAAGGACGGCCAUUUGGGCGGGUCGAGCGUCCCCAGCGCGGAGCGGUCGCGACGGCAGGUCAGGCCGCGAUUGGUGGGGCAGAUCGGGCGAGAUGGACGGUCACGAUAUAACAAAUCAAAAGACGGCACGCUGCAAGCCCCCGAGCCUCCGCCGCUCUUCCCGUACCGAGAGGGCGAGGGAAUGCCGGACCUCUCCAAGCUGCUUCGGCACUCCGACUGCCUCUCCCACGGCCCCCCUGCCUCCUCCGACCCUCCGUCUUUUUCUGCCGCCGCCGUCGAGACUGCUGGUGUUUCUGGUGGUGGUGACGCUGGUUGUGGGAAAGUGGGCUCUGAGGGGGAAAGAGAGGGGGGAGUUGACAAGGAGGGGGGCGAAGGGGGCGUGAAGGACGAUCCUAUGGAUCAUGAUGGUGCAUCUGCUGCUGCAAGCGAUGGCGCUGGUGCUGCAGAUGCCGCCACCGCUGCUGCCACCAGUGGUCCUAUUCCUGUAGCAGCAGCAGGGGCGUAUCAGCAGCAGCCGGCAGUGGAGAUCUCCGUGCCGCCCGAAUCUAUCACCACUGCCAACCGCCAAGUGCGGUCGCGCCAGCUGUGGGGCACUGACGUGUACACUGACGACUCGGAUAUUGUCGCAGUGCUCAUGCAUGUGGGAUACAUCACACCAGUCUCAGUGCCCCCACCAGCAUCCAUAGCCGAGCUCCGAGCCACCAUUCGCGUGCUGCCACCUCAGCCCUCCUACCGCUCCUCCUCGCGCAACAGCAUGCGGUCAAGGGCAUGGGGGUCAGGCAAGGGCACAUGUAGCUAUGCAGUGGAGAGCUGCAGAAUCAUCAAGCAUGACGGCACCAGCAUCGACCUGGAAGCUUCCUCUGCCCGCACUCCCCCAGUGGGCCCCACGCUUGUGCCCGCAGCGGUCGAGCGCACUAUGACCACCCGCGCCUCCUCCUCCGUGCGGGUGCGUGCCGCCCUGCCCCCAUGUCCCUGUGCGGGUAUGUGCCGGCCUCCACGCCCUGCCCCCAUGUCCCUGUGCGGGUAUGUGUGA
Closterium sp. Yama58-4 is the source of this 1065-nucleotide messenger RNA. NCBI's taxonomy places the organism in Eukaryota, Viridiplantae, Streptophyta, Zygnematophyceae, Desmidiales, Closteriaceae. The record is from the annotation of a GenBank genome assembly.